This is a messenger RNA of Penicillium salamii, 630 nucleotides long. The record is from the annotation of a GenBank genome assembly. NCBI's taxonomy places the organism in Eukaryota, Fungi, Ascomycota, Eurotiomycetes, Eurotiales, Aspergillaceae.
AUGAACGAAUUGAACAACAAUGACUACGAUUUGGAUCUCGACCUUCAUGCUAUCUGGCAUGAAUCCUCUGGCAUACCGACACCACCUCCCUGUCUCGCUACUGAUCCCAAUGAUCUGUGGCAGGAUUUUCUUGGCAAAGUCGACCCUGCACGAUGCGAAACUCCAGGGUCUUCCUUGUUCGAAUGCCUUUUCUACCCCAAUAUCGACAGUCUGUCAGGCUUCAAGUGGACAGGGCCAGAUCCUCUGUCCACCUCUACUCAGGCUAGCGACAUUUUCCUCCAUAUGUCAGCGCUCCUUUUCCCUAAAGACGUGCACUGGAUAGAAUUUCGAUUUGUGCAAUUUGACCGGACAUCUGGUGAUACUAUAGGAGAGGAUCUGAUCUUCCUGCCGCGGGUUGAAACGGCCCUGGGGAAUCUCUGUCGGGUGCGCAGACAGCUGCUGGACACAAUCACCUGGCAUACUGUUCGUGCAACAGGCACUAGCUUCCGACUGUCCCUUUGGCCUCGUACGGAAUCUCUACCUUAUUCGGGUCUCUCGACACAUACUCAGUUGGCUGCGCUGCCCCCGACGCUAUCCCUGGAUCCACGGAUUUUUUUGCAUAAUAGAUCCGGUAAUUACAGGUGGGAUUGA